AUGGCUUUGGUCUUAGAAAUAUUAUUGUAUGCGGACUUUUUUGAAGUAUUAAAGAACACAGUACUCUCAGCUUUGCUUACAGUGUGCAAUUCUGCUGGUGAAGCUCUGGAUACUGGACAACAAACAGCAAUUAUGGAAGUUGGGAGUCAACUUUGGACUGUUUUAAACAUUAAACAGAUAAUAGGUCAACCUUACAUUCAGCAGACAUUCAGCCUUUUACUUGCACUGUUGGGAUUUUUCGUUCAAACUCUAGAUCCUCGGCUGAUAAUUCAGGUAGUAACUUUGCAGACCUCACUACUUAAAUUAGAACCUCCUGACCACGUUUGUUUGGCAAUGCUGACCUUUUUAUCUUCUCUAGGAAAUCUUUUUAUACCUCACACUAUCCAGGACAGAAUUCUGCCCAACAUGUCAUGUAUUUUUGCAUUACUACUAGCUGACAGGAAUUGGCUGCUAGAACAACAUACCUUAGAGGCGUUUACUCAGUUUGCCGAGGGAACAAAUCAUGAAGAGAUAGUUCCACAGUGUCUUAGUUCUGAAGAAACUAAGAACAAAGUUGUAUCCUUUCUGGAGAAGACUGGGUUUGUACAUGAAACUGAAGCUGCCAAAGUGGAACGUGUGAAGCAGGAAAAAGGUAUCUUCUGGGAACCCUUUGCCACGGUGACUGUAGAAGAAGUAAAGAGGCCACCUUUGCAGCCUUGUGCAAAAAGAGCUCGCCAUGAGUUCCCCUUGGAAGAAGAGUACAGGUCAGCACUGCAAACAGUAGCAGAGGCCUUGGAAGCAACGGAGUCAUUACUCCAAAAGGCUCCUGCUCCACCCUGGCUUCUAAUGGAAAUGGAGGCGCUCCAAGAAAGGAUUGAUAAGCUAAGACGUUGCAUACUCUAGGGUGAAACGCAGAUGGACUGCACCAUAUUAUCACUAGGCAGAACUGAUUUUGUCAACCUAAAAUAUAUUUUGUAAAUGAAAAUACUGAUGUAACUAUGUCUGUAUAUUUUCUAGCACAUAUAAAACAGCUUUUGUAAAUUGA
Messenger RNA from Carlito syrichta (Philippine tarsier), 1024 nucleotides. RefSeq lists its product as uncharacterized. The transcript has 8 exons. The record is from RefSeq and is a predicted model, not a curated record. Bases 1 to 882 code for a protein of 293 amino acids. NCBI's taxonomy places the organism in Eukaryota, Metazoa, Chordata, Mammalia, Primates, Tarsiidae.